Molecule: messenger RNA, 2003 nt
Organism: Hylaeus volcanicus
Lineage: Eukaryota; Metazoa; Arthropoda; Insecta; Hymenoptera; Colletidae
Product: chaperonin GroEL-like
Exons: 5
Coding region: 168-1877 (569 amino acids)
Biological process (GO): protein refolding
Molecular function (GO): ATP-dependent protein folding chaperone; ATP binding
Source: RefSeq, a predicted model, not a curated record
ACCAUAUCACCUAAUACGUUUCUGCACUCUACUAGGUUUACUUAUAUACGUUUCCCCCCAAAAAGUUGUCUUACCGCGUACAGUUGAAAGAAAAAAAAAAUAUCUAUUUUUACAGCAAUUUAUAUUAAAACCACGAAAUUCAAUCUAAUAAAAAAUAUAAAACAAGAAUGAUGCGAACAAAAGUAACGCCUUUGUUUGGAUUAAAAAAUUCAAACAGACUAUGCCGUUUCUCUACUCUAAAAGAAAUCCGUUUUGGAAACGAAGCAAGAUCAGCAUUAUUGGCGGGAUGCAAUAAAUUAGCUGAUGCUGUUAGUGUCACUUUAGGACCGAAAGGACGAAAUGUUAUUAUUGAACAACCAUUUGGUGGACCGAAAAUCACAAAAGAUGGUGUUACUGUAGCGAAAUCUAUUGAAUUUCAAGACAAACUUAUGAAUUUAGGAGCAAGUCUUGUUAAACAGGUUGCUUCAUCCACAAAUGAUCGCGCUGGUGAUGGAACGACAACAGCAACUGUACUUGCUCGUGCAAUUUAUAAAAGUGGCUGUGAAGCUGUAGCUGCAGGAAUGAACCCUAUGGAUCUUUUAAAAGGCAUCAAUGUGGCUGUAGCUCAUGUCCGCGAUUUUUUGGAUAAGAAUCGAACAGCUGUAGCGAGUAAAGAAGAAAUACGAAAUGUUGCUACUAUAAGUGCUAAUGGUGAUCAAGUUAUAGGUAAUAUGAUUGCUGACGCAAUGCAAAAAGUGAAACUCGAUGGCACCAUCACUGUAAGUGAAGGAAAAGCUAUGACACAUGAACUUGACUUUGUUGAAGGAUUCAGAAUAGAUAGAGGAUAUAUUUCUCCAUAUUUUGUAAACAAUACAAAAUCUCAAAAAUGUGAACUUCAAAAUCCUUAUGUACUUCUUUAUGAUAAAAAGCUUAGCAAUGUUAAAACAAUACUACCCAUUCUUCAAUUUGUAUUACAAUCCUCGACUCCAUUAUUGGUCAUUGCUGAAGAUGUUGAUUCUGAAGCUUUAGCAACAUUUGUCUUAAAUAGAUUACGUUUAGAUUUGAAUAUAUGUGCGAUUAAAACUCCGGGAUUCGGAGAAUAUCGCAAAGCUCAAUUACAUGACAUUAGUAUUAUGACUGGAGCGCAAGUUAUUUCAGAAGAGCUUGGCACUGUCAUUGAUGAAAAAUCUGAUUUCAACGCUAUUUUAGGUCGUGCAAAAUCCGUUUCCAUAACAAAAGACGAAACAAUCAUUAUGGAAGGCGCUGGAACAAAGGAGUCCGUUCAAGAACGUGUUGAAGAGAUACGAAAUUUAUCUCAAAAUACAAAUUCGGAUUAUGAAAAGGAUAAGCUACAAGAGAGAAUAGCUAAAUUGACAGGUGGUGUCGCCAUUAUUAAAGUAGGAGGCUGUAGUGACGUUGAAGUUGCUGAGGUCAAAGAUCGAUUCAAUGAUGCUUUGUGUGCAACUAAAGCCGCUGUUGAAGAAGGUGUUGUAGCUGGAGGUGGUUCAGCACUACUGUUUGCGUCAAAAACGUUAGACUCGUUACCGGCUGAAAACCAAGAUGUUCGAGCUGGUAUUAAAGUUGUUAAAGACGCUUGUUCUGUACCCUGUCGUCUCAUUGCAUCCAACGCUGGAUAUGAGGGUGCUUUGAUUGUAGCGGAUCUACUUCGAGAUGAGUACAAGUAUGGUUGGGGUUUCGAUGCACGAGUUGGGAAAUAUGUCAACAUGCUCUCACAAGGAAUCAUUGAUCCUACAAAGGUAGUGAAAACAGCGCUCAGUGACGCAGGAUCUGUAGCUUCUUUAUUAACCACAACUGAGGCGGCAAUAUAUCAAGCGGAAAAGCAACCAAUCACUAGUUCUCCUGCAUCUGGCGGAAUGCCACCGGAUAUGCCUUACUAAACCUAGCGUAGUAUUAACCGAGAAUGGAUUAUUUUUUCAAUGAAUGUUGAGCUUUCUGUUUAAAUUUUAAUAUUUUUGAAACUCUUUAAUAUAACCCGAAUAAUAAAAUCUUAUGACAUGGUUUAA